AUGCAGCCAAGAGAUGCUCACGCCACACCCAAGUCGAGCAAGGCCAUCCCGACCAAUACGGUCACCUACAAGGGCAGGAAGAUACCUGCUCGUAUCGACCCAGCUGCUCGCCUCGCUUAUAUCGUCGAGAUCAUGGCGCAGUCCUUCGAGGCUAGCGAGCACCACAUCACCCUCUGUCUCCGAGAUGAGGCAGACCACCUGGUCACACAGCCCAAGCUCGCCAGUAAAGUUGCCAAGGGCGAGAUGCUCAAACUGGCUCCAUCCCCAACGACCGAAGCUCUAGCAGUCAUCACCUCGUUAAAGGCCUAUCUGGCCCAGCCCCAGACGCACCGCCGGAUCCCGAGCGUAGACCAGUCCUCGAUCAACCUCAGUACGGACGGGCAUGCGCGGGAUGGGAUUUCGCUAAAGCUUGCGCUGUUCAACCUGCAAAAGUAUAUCAAGGAGGAGGACUUUGUGGUGGACUUUAUGCUGAAGGGAGGGGUGAAGAUGCUGCUGCGAUUGAUGGAAGGUGAAGGGGCGUUGACGGGGAAUAGUCUGGCUUACGCCCUGCAAGGGAUACGCGGCCUCCUGGAGUUCGAAGCCGGAUGGGCAGAUAUCGAACCCCAACAAAUCGACCGGAUCCUCUCUAUUCUCUGCUCGACCGCCCAGCCCAAUGUCCUCCGACCAGCAACGGCCAUCAUCCGCAAAUUUGUCAUUUCCGCUCCGCACCUGCAGGGCCAGGGCUCGAGCGGGACCGCGCAGCAUGGUGAUGCCUAUACUACGCCCGUAGCGACUCGCAAGUCCAAGGGGAAAGAGAGAGCGGAUGUGCCGAGCGGAGGAGCGGAUGGUCGGUUUGGCUUUGAUGCUGUUUGGGCGAGGAUGGGGAGGGCUGGCGCAGACCUGGAAGGAGACGGGAGCGAUAUGGAGAAGUUCUGGCGGGUCGUGCUCAAGCGCCUGGAAGGGACGGGUGAUCUAGAACUGGUCGCUCUGAGUCUCGGACUCAUUAAUGCUUGUCUGCGAACAGCGGAUCAACACAAUUCUGCACACUACCCCGCCCUCAUAGCGCUCCUAGAGAACUUGUCUGUGCGGAAAUACGUCUCGCGCCUCAUGUCGACAAGCUCCGCCAAUGCCGUCGAGCCCCAAAUCCUCAACUUCCAAUCCCGCUGGACGUCCAUCCUACAUCGCAAGCGGCUCACCCCAGUCCGGGCACACCGUGAUCCAAAUCACCAGAAGAUACUAGCCGAUAUCUGGGCGCUAGGUGGUCUGGGGCGGGGCGCGAGGCAUCUGCGGGGGUGGCAGACCCUGGGACUGGCGGAGGAGGGCCAUGAAGGUGAUGCUGAGGGCGAAGGGGGAUUGUUCAGGGAUGUCGGAGAGUUGGGAUUGGAGUGUCUGCACUGGUAUGCCACACACGAGGGCAAUUUUGGCAAUAUUGUCAACGAGCAGCAGGCCAGACAGGCGAAUAGGAGAUGUCCUGUCGGACGAGCUAGUACGGAAUGCGUCAAGAUCCUGUGCGAGCACUACAAGAUCUCUCAAGCGGGACACGUACAUCCAGCGCAUCUCCAGCUGUUCCUGCUCUCCUUCCCACGCUUACACCAUAUCGCCAUGAGCUUCUUCCUCCGUAGGAUGUGGCAUGAAUCCGAAUCGCGCUCUUCCGACUUCUCUCGACUCGCCAACCUCGUCCGCUCUCAGCUCUUCUUCUCGCUAGCAAACGAGUCGCAAGCGACAUGGCUCAGCCUCGAGCAAGACCUGCUAGAGAGCGAUUAUUCUGUCAUUCGGGAGAGACAGAUGGAGAUGCUGGAAAAGGAGGAUGGGAUGAUGGGUAAGGAAGGCGUGAGGGGUUUGAGGGAGACGAUGGGGCGAGAGGCGUACGAGGUGGUCUCGGAUCAACGUAUCGGCUGUAUGCUCCAAGGCGCUUGGUUCAACGCUGCUACUCUGGUUCUAGGUGGUAUUCAGGCGACCGUCAAGCCGAAUGCAACGAGGCCAUUGCGCUUCGUCAGACUGUCCCCAAAUCGGAAGACCCUAGCUUGGGCCGACUUUGCCACGCGUACAGCCGUAGCGCCGCCGUACGACACACUGCGCGAACGAGUCGAAAUCAGCAACAUCACCUCUGUCCUCCCUUCUACAUCCACAGCAGUCAACUCCCGCUCACAAGGCACCGCCUCCAAAAUGUCCUUCUCCUUCCUCUCGGGACCCGAAAUGAGUCUGCUCGAUCUCGACGCGGUACAUUCUGCGCAGUUCUCGGAAUGGGUGGAUGGAGUCAGGGUCUUGAGGGGUGAAGGAGGGAUGCGGAGCUUGGAGAGCAGCGUGUAUGUCAAGGUGUUGACGGAGAUUGCGCUCAAGGUGCGGUUGUUGGAUAUCACGGGCGAUGGAGUGGAAUUGCCGGAUAAGGUCACUUGGGGUCAGGCGCCUAAGAGUGUCGACUUUUGGUAUGCCAAGUGA
This is a messenger RNA of Dioszegia hungarica, 2418 nucleotides long. RefSeq lists its product as uncharacterized. Gene Ontology annotation, biological process: actin filament organization; cell motility. The record is from RefSeq and is a predicted model, not a curated record. The coding region runs from base 1 to 2418 and encodes 805 amino acids. Lineage: Eukaryota; Fungi; Basidiomycota; Tremellomycetes; Tremellales; Bulleribasidiaceae. Gene Ontology annotation, cellular component: plasma membrane. The transcript is spliced from 15 exons.